AUGGGUUUGUUUUGGUACAGUGAGGAGAAUUUGCAUUUCGAUUACGGUUAUUUCGCACAAGCUGUCGAUUUCCUUCACCGCUUCAAAUGGAUCUUUUGCUACAGCAACACUCAGUUCGUUCGGAAAGGCGUGCUGGAUCAAAUUCCCCCAGAAUGGAUCAGUAAUUUGGCCUGCGCAUCGAACGAUGAAUUUAACCGCAUUCCGUUCGGAUACGUUGCUGAUAGUUGGUGCGCGUCUUUGCGUAGUUUUCUGGCGGAACGCAACCGCUUGCUAAUCGAGUACGACCAGCACGAUUCCGGUGUGUCUGUUAGCAAGCCACGCAAAGGAAUCGGCCAAAAAAAGUGGUAUGAAAUCGAGAGCCUCUCGUCGUUCAUUGGAAAGCUCAUUACGGAUGAGCGCACAACUGUGGUCGAUUUCGGGAGUGGAUUGGGUUACUUGAGUCAACACAUUCACGAACAGCACCGAUUGAAAGUUCUCGGUAUCGAAGGCAGUAAGCGGCUGGUAGAAACGAGCCAGCGCCGCCAAGAAGAGCUCUACCCAGCGUCCAAAGAUGCCGUACAGUUUGUGGACCACUUCAUCACUGAGGAUUCUCUCCCGUACAUCGAGCAGCAGAUUGCGGACCGCUUCUCAACCGACCAUCCGCUCCCGAUGGCGAUCGUUGGGCUUCACGCGUGUGCCGAUCUUUCGAUCACCGCCAUGCGACACUUUCUGCACUGUCCCUCGGUACGGAAGCUGAUCAUAAUGCCGUGUUGUUACCACAGAAUGAAACCGCUGGCUGACGGGGAAACGUUCGUGAACGUACCCGUCAGCAACGAACUGCGGAAGGCGAUGGCAAACGGGAAAAGUGACAUCAUCUGUCGACCCUUCCUGCGCCUAGGUUGUCAGCAAACGGCCGCACGGUGGAAGGAGACUACCAGCGAAGAUCAUCUGCAGCAUGGGAGGAUCAUGUUCCAGCGCGGGCUGGUGGACGCAAUAUUAGAGAGUGGCGAAUCGGUAAAGAUGCUCAAAGGCAAGCCCCUGGUGUCAAGCGGCACGACGGUGGAUACAAUUUUCCAGCGAUUCGCGCUUCAGAAUGAGUGUGACGGUCCUACCAGCUGGACGGAGAGACAUCGAGAACGACUCACCAUUCUCCUACGCCGAUACCCCGACGGAGAUCGUAUCUCUGAGUAUCUGGAGUGUCUUCAAACGUGCCUUCAGGCCAUUUGCGAAAACCUCAUUCUGUUGGAUCGAAUGUGCUACCUGGAGAGGAUGAGUGACAAGCAUGGGACAAGAAUCCGACGGAAUCUCAUUCGACUGCGAGACGAUGGAUUGUCCCCUCGGUGCUUCAUUUUUUACGCAGCCAAAGAAGGUGGCCCCGAUGAAAGAAAACCGCCGAACGCUUCGUUUGUAUCAAGUUCCCAGGUUCAAUCUGUAAGCCCCUGAGAUUGAGGAAUAUACAGAAGUUA
Anopheles bellator is the source of this 1445-nucleotide messenger RNA. Its product is annotated as methyltransferase-like protein 25B. The record is from RefSeq and is a predicted model, not a curated record. The transcript is spliced from 3 exons. NCBI's taxonomy places the organism in Eukaryota, Metazoa, Arthropoda, Insecta, Diptera, Culicidae. Bases 1 to 1422 code for a protein of 473 amino acids.